Molecule: messenger RNA, 1176 nt
Organism: Arabis nemorensis
Lineage: Eukaryota; Viridiplantae; Streptophyta; Magnoliopsida; Brassicales; Brassicaceae
Source: the annotation of a GenBank genome assembly
AUGUCUGUAAUGGCCCUCCAACUUGUUCUUGAUGUGAUCUUGAAAGAGAAUGGCCAACCAAAAUUUUGUAGCUUUCUUGGUGUUGGUCUCCACUGUCAUCAACCUAAAAGACUUGAGUUUUGGGGCUGGGUGCAUCAUAAGUUCCGGGAGAAUAACAAAGAGCCACUGAAAGAGGCUACACCUGGUAACAGCUAUUUCCUCUCAGCUCAUCAAUCCCUUGAUAGCCAAGAUGCUUACCCCACAGCAUGUGCUGGCCCCAGACACAAUACUGGAGUCAGAAAACAGCUUAACCUGUUCCAGGACCGCUCCUUCGCUGGACCCAUGGAAAAUACAGAAGAAAUCUUCAAGGAUCACAGAAACAGUGAUUUUUUUCAUGGAUUUCUUGCCAUUGGAACCCUUGGUGGAGAAACACUUCUGGAUGAACCAGCAACACCGACAUUCGGCAUGUCCUCUGAGGACCCCGGAAAAGAUUAUGCAGAUGUGACAGAGAAUGACUUGAAGCUCAUUAGCAAUGAAUUGGAGAAGUUCCUUGAGGCUGAAGCUAAAGAAGGACACAACCAACCAUCAGGAAGGAACAGCGACACUAACACUAUCGCAUCCACCAUUGAGGCCAUUGAGGCUCUAGAUGCCGAAGAAGAUAGUCAGCCAAUGAAGUUCCCGCUCCAAGAGUAUCUUUUUGGUUCUCUAAUCGAACUCCCAGAAACAAAGAUUGCAGACAAGAAGGAAAGGGCAUCACUUGGAGACCUGUUUCGAAAAAUAGAAAUGCAGGAUACACAGCCAGAAACCAAAUAUGGGAAGAAAAAUAACCAAACCAGUUCAACUCACAAGUCUGCAAAGCAUCUUGUGAAGAAGGUACUUAAAAAGCUGCACCCGUCCUCAAGGAGCUCUGCCAGUGGUAAAACUGAAGUGGCUUCAAAAAAGAAGAAGUUCCAAAAGAUGGUACAAGUUUUCCAUAGGAAAAUACAUCCAGAAGACUCAAUGAUGGAAAGUGAAAUAUACAGCAGGAUGGAAAAUCCAAAAUACAGUGAAGCAAGUUCGAUUGGGUUAAUGUCUGAGAACCCCUGUAACGAGACAAGUAAAAGAUGGAUCCAGUAUGAGCUAAGAAAUUCUCGCUCAGCUAGCAACGGAGAACACUGGAUCAAAACAGACGAAGACUACUUCGUGUUGGAGCUGUAG